AUGAGUCCUGAUCAGUCAUACGUCCAAAUAGACAAAGCCAUCCAAACCCUUACGAAAGAGCUUAAACUUUGCCCCAAUCGAGUUUGGGCCAUAACCCGGAGCCUUCCCGGUAGGGAGAACAAUCUUCCUCGUUUGAUACCUCCCAGCACGAAUAUCGAAAAUAUAGUGCCCCAUCUAGGCCACGAGAAGUGCACGUUUGAUUUCUGUGAAUAUUCGCGAUUGAACUUCACCUCUCGAGAACAGCGCCACGAGUGCGGGAAACAUUCAAACAAUCCUGAGGAGCAAUGCGGUCGCUCCCAUGGCUUGUUUUUACCCACUAAGUUAGAUGAAGCUGUGAAUGCAGGAAAAACAACUGUGUGGCAAUUAGAUGGAUCAUCAAUCCUCGAACGUCCCGAGCCAUUUAUGGCGAUCUCCCAUGUCUGGUCAGACGGAACUGGAACUGGACCUUCCUCUCAAGAAGGGGUUAAUGAGUGCCUGUAUAAUUUCUUCAGUAGCAUUGCUGAACAAUUUCAAUGCAAAGGAAUCCGGUGGGACACAAUCUCCAUUCCGAAGGAUAAGGCUGCGCGUAAUAAAGCUAUCAAUCAGAUCCAAAGCAAUUACGAGGACGCUCGGAUCACAUUGGUUCAUGACUGCUAUCUCCGAGACUGUGAAUGGAUAGAUGCUGAGACUGCAUGCUUUGCCAUCAUUAUGUCACCGUGGUUUAGCCGAGGCUGGACGGCACUAGAGCUAGCCAGGUCGCAGAAAGUCAAAGUGAUGUUCAAACAUUCUAUUAUCAAGGACCUCGACGAAGAUAUCCUCGAAACCAACAGUGGAACCGACAACUGUCUCGCGAAGAUACCGAUCCGCAACCUAAGAAAGAGGGAGCCACUCUCGGUCAAUGAGCUUUUAACAGUUCUAGGCUCACGUUAUACUUCUUGGCCUAGAGAUAUAGCUACCAUUGCGGCUCUCCUGACUGGCAUCAACGUAAUCGAGGAUGAAUCACAGCAAGAUACCUAUCAGCGUGUGUUGAAGACGAUUGGGCAACUGCACCACGGACAUCUCUUCCAUAAUUCAGCCACAAUGCCGAAAGGUUUUAGCUGGUGUCCCACUUCUUUAGUCGAUAUGGUGCCUUCUUCAGGCACUUCCAUGUUAAAGGUUACCAAAGGUGGAGGCGUUUCCGGAAGGUGGAGAGUGAUUCGCGACAGUUCUCUGUUUGGGAAAGACGAACGAUACAUAUGGAAGGAUACCCAUCCGUUGGUAGAAGUAAAGUUGCGUUCUGGCUUGGAAAGAGGUCAGCAGGAGCCAGGCACGCAUUUGCUUCUAUGUGAACCUGACGUAAACUCAAUCGCCAGAGCGUUGCUUGUUAAAAAAAGCCCAGCUUCCAUCAGUUGUCAGUAUGUUGGUGCUGUCUACUUUCACCCGCCGUUGGAUGAGAAACCAGAUACAGAGGAGCUCAGUAUAGGUGAUGAGGAAGGGGUGGCGGGUAGUGAAACUGAGGAGACCUAUUCUGACAACCGAAAAUCAAGCACGUUGAUAGAAGAUAAAGAAGUACAGCUGCUGCUAGCGGCCGUGAGCGGAGACGAGGCUGAGGUGGAUCGCCUGCUACGAGAAGGGGCUAAUUCUGACUUUCGAGACAGACAUACAUGGACAGCAUUACACUAUGCAACCUGGAGGGGUCACUGCCGUGUAGUCCAGAUACUUCUUGGAAGAGGAGCUGACAGUAUUCUGGAGGAUAGACUUGGACAGCAAGCGCUACAUCUUGCAUGCGAGAGAGGAAACGAGAAAAUUGUCAAGCUAUUGCUCCAGGGGGCCAAUCUUAACGCCCAAUGCAAAUAUGACAAGCAGACAGCGCUGCAUCGUGCAGUCUGGGGAGGCUGCAAAGCAGUUGUUCUCUUGUUGUUGGAUAAAUUUGAACUGGGCAUUGUAGACAAGAACAAGAGGACAGCAUUACAUAUAGCAGCUGCGAACGGACAUACCUCCAUCGCUAAACUGUUACUGAGAAAAGCUGGACCCAACAUUAGCGAUCCAAUGAGACAGAUAGGAGCGCUGGAUGCUAAUGCUCUAGACGGGAACAAAAUAGCAGUGUUACAUAGGGCAGCCCAAAAGGGUCGCUGUGCCGAGGUGAAGCAACUGCUCGAGAAUGGCUCUGAGCUGGAGUCCGCCGACGAAUACAAUCAGACUGCACUAUUAUUUGCUUCGGAGAACGGGCAUAAGGAAGUAGUGGAGCUACUUCUCGACUAUGGUGCAAUAACCGAGCCCAAGGAUACGUAUUUUGGUCAGACACCGCUGUCGUGGGCAGCAGAGAACGGACAUGAGUCGGUUGUGAAGGUGCUAAUUGAGAAAAGAGCUGAUCUGGAGUCUAAGGAUAAAUAUCAUCGAACACCGCUGUGGUAUGCCGCAAAGAAUGGGCAUGAGGCGGUGGUUAAGUUAUUGCUUGAGAAGGGCGCUACGUUAGAGUUUGAGGAUAAGUGCUUUGGUCAGACGCCAUUGUCUUGGGCAGUAGAGAAGGGGCAUGAUGCGGUUGUGAGAUUGCUGCUCGAGAAGGGCGCCAAGCUAGAGUCCAAGGACAAACAUAGUCGGACACCACUAUCAUGGGGUGCAGAGAACGGCCAUAAGGCAGCCGUGAGACUGCUGCUCGAGAAAGGCGCCAAGCUAGAGUCCAGGGACAAACAUAGCCGGACACCACUGUCAUGGGCAGCAGGGAAUGGUCAUGAAGAGAUGGCGAGUCUGCUUCUUGAGGCUGGCGCUGAGCUGGAGUCCAAGGACAAAUAUGGUCGGACACCGCUAUCAUGGGCCGCAGGGAAUGGACAUGAGGGGGUGGUGAAAUUUCUGCUCAAGAAGGGUGCUAAUUUGGAGUCCAAGGACAAACAUGGUCAGACACCGCUGUCAUGGGUUGCAGAGAAUGGUUAUAAAGGGAUGGUAAGUCUGCUACUUGAGAAGGGUGCUAAGCUGGGGUCCAUGGCCAAAGACUAUUGGACACCACUCUCAUGUGCAGCACAGAAUGGGCAUGAAGCCCUUGUGAAGCUGCUACUUAAGAAAGGUGCUGAGCUGGAGUCCAAGGAUAAAUAUAGUCAGAUUCCACUGCUAUUUGCCGCAGGGAAUGGUCAUGAGGCAGCUGUGAGUCUAUUGCUUGAGAAGGGCGCUGAGCUAGAGUCCAAGGACAAACAUGGUCAGACACCACUAUCAUGGGCCGCAGGGAAUGGCCAUAAAGGGCUGGUAAAGUUUCUGCUUAAAAAGGGUGCCAAUUUGGAGUCCAAGGACAAAGAGAGUCGGACACCGCUAUUAUUUGCUGCAGGAAAUAGCCAUAAGGCAGCGGUGAGUCUGUUGCUUGAGAAGGGUGCUGAGCUAGAGUCCAAGGACAAGGAUAAUCGGACACCGCUGUUAUGGGCCGCAGCGAAAGGAGACAAAGAAAUGGUGAAUUUUCUGCUCAAGAAGGGUGCUGAUUUGGAAUCCAAGGACAACUAUAGUCAGACUUCGCUGUCAUAUGCCGCAGAGAAUGGUCAUGAGGCAGUGGUAAGUCUAUUGCUCGAGAAGGGCGCUGAGCUAGAGUCCAAGGACAAGGAUAAUCGGACACCGCUGUCAUGGGCCGCAGGAAACGGUCAUGAAGGGAUGGUCAGGCUACUUCUUGAAAAGGGUGCCAACCCGAAGUUCGAGGGCCAAAAUGGCAUGUCUCCAUUAUUUUGGGCUGCAGCGCGUGGUCAGAAGGCAGUGGUGAAGCUACUACUCGAGAAGAGCUCCGAUCUGUUGGCUAACGAUCAAUAUUUGCUGUCAUGUGCUGCACGGCCCGGUCAGAAGGCAAUGGUGAUGCCACUGCUCGAGAAGGAUGUCAACUUAGACCUGGAAAGUAGCUACGGGAGCCUGUUGCAUGACGCAGCAACGGAGGGGCAUGUAGUAGCGGUGAAGUUAUUGCUUGAGAAGGGUGCUCACCCGGACUCUAUCUACACACCUAUUGACCUGGAAGCUACGCGGAGAUACUAUUGGACACCGCUAGGACUAGCGGCACGGGGUGGGCACGAGGCGGUUGUCAAGAUCCUGCUGGAGAAGGGUGCUAAACCUGACCCGGAGUCUGAUCGACGUAUAGACUUUAGAACACCCCUAUUUGAGGCGGCAAGUCGCGGGCAUGAGUCAGUAGUAAAUCUUUUGCUUGAGAAAGGGGCCAGUCCGGAUUCAAGAGACAACUAUUCUAAAUUAACAGCGCUGUCGCUGGCAGUAGAGAAAGGCCAUGAGGCAGCCGUGAGACUGUUGCUUGAGAAGGGCGCUAAGCUGGAAUCCAAGGACAAAUAUGGUCAGACACCGCUGUCAACAGCCGCAGCGAAAGGACAUGAAGGGGUGGUGAAGUUUCUGCUUAAGAAGGGUGCUGAUUUGGAAUUCAAGGACGAAUAUGGUCAGACACCGCUGUCAACGGCCGCAGCGAAAGGACAUGAAGGGGUGGUGAAGUUUCUGCUUAAGAAGGGUGCUGAUUUGGAAUCCAAGGACAAAUAUGGUCAGACACCGCUGUCAACGGCCGCAGCGAAAGGACAUGAAGGGGUGGUGAAGCUACUGCUUGAGAAAGGUGCCAACCCAGGCCCGAAAUUCUUGUACGAGAGUGAAAAACUGCUGGAGGAAGCAGCAUGGAACGGGCAUAGGGCUGUGGUGACACUAUUGCUUGAAAAGGGCGCUAAGCUGGAGGCCAACAAACAGUAUUAUUCACUUUCAUCAAACUGUUUGUUGUCAUCUGCUGCAGAGAUAGGGCAUGAAGGAAUGGUGGAGCUACUGCUAGAAAAAGGCGCCAAGCUGGAGUCCAAGGACAGCCAUAGUCGGACACCGCUAUCAUGGGCCGCAGGGAAUGGAUAUGAAGGGGUGGUGAAGUUUCUGCUUAAGAAGGGUGCUGAUUUGGAAUCCAAGGAUAAAUAUGGUCAGACUCCGCUAUCAUUUGCCGCAGGGAAUGGUCAUGAGGCAGCCGUGAGUCUAUUGCUAGAAAACGGUGCCAAGCUGGAGUCCAAGGGCAAAUAUGGUCGGACACCGCUGUCAUGGGCAGCAGGGAAUGGACAUAAAGGGGUGGUGAAGUUUCUGCUCAAGAAGGGUGCUUGUUUGGAAUCCAAGAACAAACAUGGUCAGACUCCGCUAUUUUGGGCAGCAGGGAGAGGGCAUGAAGGGGUGGUAAAGUUUCUGCUCAAGAACGGUGCUGAAGUAGAGUCCAAGGACGAAGAUAGUCAGACUCCACUGUCAUGUGCAGCAGGGAAUGGUCACGAAGAGAUAGCGAGUCUGCUUCUUGAGGCGGGCGCUGAGCUGGAGUCCAAGGACAAAUAUGGUCGGUCACCGCUGUCUUGGGCCGCAGGGAAUGGACAUGAAGGGUUGGUGAAGUUUCUGCUCAAAAAGGGUGCUAAUUUGGAAUCCAAGAAUAAACAUGGUCAGACUCCGCUAUUAUGGGCCGCAGCGAAAGGGCAUGAAGGGGUGGUAAAGUUUCUGCUUAAAAAGGACGCUGAUUUGGAGUCCAAGGACAAAGAUAGUCGGACUCCGCUGUCAUGGGCCGCAGAGAACGGUUGUGAAGCCGUGAUGACACUAUUACUUGAGAAAGACGUCAAGUUGGAGGCCAACGAACAGUAUUUGUUGUCAUAUGCUGUAAAGAUGGGGCAUGAAGGAAUGGUGAAGCUACUGCUAGAAAAGGGUGCCAACCCAGACCUGGAAGCGGACAUGGUUAAGAAAAGGCCUGUGGCAUCAAAAGGCAUCCCCGUCCCGCUAAGGGUAAAACAUGGCUGGGAGUAG
This is a messenger RNA of Aspergillus tanneri, 5724 nucleotides long. Its product is annotated as ankyrin repeat domain-containing protein. Lineage: Eukaryota; Fungi; Ascomycota; Eurotiomycetes; Eurotiales; Aspergillaceae. Gene Ontology annotation, molecular function: protein binding. The coding region runs from base 1 to 5724 and encodes 1907 amino acids. The transcript is spliced from 2 exons. The record is from RefSeq and is a predicted model, not a curated record.